GGGCCACCGUAGUUGCUUCAGGCGAGUCGUCAUGUGACGUAGAAAAAUGUCAACAUCACCGAACACUGCACAACGAAACCACCACAUUGCACUUAAUAGACGUUGUUUUUCUUCACAUACAAAAAUGAAGACGUUUUAGUGCUACCUUAUCCAAUCACCUGUCUGUUAUUUGGCUGUCACUACACAGGAUGGCUGUCCCUCACAGUGGCCAGUCCUCCCUUGUACCCAGCUUGGCAACUCUCCUCAGGAAUGACGGCGACGUGGUGCUGGACGGCACCAGCACGCUGACCCUGGCGGCGGGCAGCCUGCAGCAGCUCACCAGGCUGUUUGAACAGUAUUUGCUGCCCAGGAGCCAGCAGCAUGGGUUCCUGGCGUUGCCCUCCCACCCCGCCGACACCGCCUCCCUGCUACAACUGCAGUUCCUGUUUGACGUCCUGCAGAAGACGAUCUCGCUCAAGCUCAUCAACCCGCCGGGGAUAAGACUUCAGUCUGUGGUGAAAAUCUUCCCAUUCAAGUCUUUGAAAUAUUUGGAGCUGAAGCGAGUCCCUCCGCACUGUCUGGAAGGACUCAGAGGAGUUUACUCCCAGUUGGAGGUCUUUACUUGUUCAAAGAGCCUUGACUCCCUGGAGGAGCUGCUCUCUCUGUGUGGAGGGGACCUGAGCUUAGCGCUGCCUUGGCUGGAACUGCACACGCUCAACUUCAGCUACAACUCCAUUGUCUGCCUUGACCAGUCACUAAGUUUACUGAACGUCCUGAAGUCCUUGGAUGUAAGCCAUAACAAGAUUCAGGAGUGUGCUGAAUUUCUAAAGCCUCUGAGUGAACUUCAACACUUGAACCUGGGCUACAACUGCCUGCAGAUGGCGCCGACGCUGGGCCCGAGUGCCAGGGCCAAACUCCUCUCACUCAUCCUCCGAAACAACGAACUGGAGACCAUUAACGGUGUGGAGCAGUUGUCUUCUCUCCAGCACUUAGAUCUGGCCUACAACCUGCUGUUGGAGCACUCCCAGCUGGCUCCGCUGUCCCUGCUGCACUGCCUCCACACGCUUAACCUGGAGGGGAACCCGCUGUACUUCCAGAAGACCCACCGUACCUCCACCGUCCAACAUCUCUCCCCAAAGGCCGCAAACCUCAGACUCAAACUUGACGCCUCCUCGCUGUCCUCGUCUGAGUUAUCAGUUUUGACCAAACAAGGCCAGCGGAUGGUCCAGGUCCAACCCGCACCUCCAGUUGCCAUGGCUGCAGAAGUGUCAGUGGAUGUGUCCAGCGGUGCUGGGGAGCUAAGUGACAGCAUGUCAUUUGGAGACGUCUCUCGCAUCCGGAAGAAGAAAUCCAAGAGUAAGGUGAGAGUGCGGCGGGCCAGUAUUUCCGAGCCCAGUGACACCGACUACAGUUGCAGGCUGCGUUCCUCCUCACAGAGCAUCGUCCUCCACCACCAGCAGGAGAUUGAGCGCAUGUCCAGCUUCAGAGACCAGCUGGGAGAGGAUUGGCUGAGGUACCAGCAUCACCUCGACGGAUCGCCCAACGCCGCCGUCAACGCGAACCCGCCCCCUCCUCAAGCUCAACCCCCCGUCAACGGCUUCAACGACGCCACGUGCCUCUCCCCACCGCCCCGGGAGGCCCCGGACGCCCCCCCCCCGCCGCUGCUCUCGUCGGAGCCGAGACCGGAGGCCUCCGCGGAUGGGGACGAGGAAACCGACUCCACCCUCCAGGGGCCUGGUCCGAGCUUGGAGGACAGCGCGGUGGACGGCCUGGUGCUGAGUCCGGGAGUGGUGAGCUCACCUGGGCCGCGUUCAGAGUCCCAAAGGUCGGCUGGUGGAGAGAGCAGAGAGGAGGAGGAGGAGGAGGAGGAAGAGGAGGAUCUGAGUCCUCAGGAGGAGGCGAUGGAGCUCCGGCACUCAAACACUCAGAUUAAAAGAGUCCACUUCAAAGACACUCCCUCAUUUCAGGUGUUGCCAUGUGACCAGGAGGUGACUGAAGGACAAGAUGUCGUCAUCUCAGCCAAGGUGGCAGGGCAGCCCAAACCCAUGGUUCACUGGUCAAAGGACAGGCUGGCGGUGAGGACGGCGGGGCGCUUCUCUGUGAGCGAGACGGACGGCGGCGGCAGUGAAGUGAGGAUCGGCUCGGCUCGGACCGCCGAUGGGGGGCUUUACGUCUGCAAGAUCGUCAACGAGUACGGAUCCAAGCAAGCCGAGUGCAGACUGGAGGUCAAAGCUGCUGCAGCACAAUCGGCUCUGAAAAUCACCCAGGAGGUCAGGGAUGUGGCUGUAAGGGCCGGAGAGUCGGCCAUGUUCGAGUGUCACAUGACGGGACCUCCAGACGUUGAUGUGGACUGGCUCUCAAACGGGAAGCUGAUCCAGCCAGCGCUGCUCAACUGCAAAAUGCACUUUGAUGGCAAGAGGUGCCGCCUGCUUCUUAAUUCGGUUCACGAGGACGACAGCGGAACGUACACCUGCAAGCUCAGCACUGCCAAAGAGGAGUUGACCUCAAGCGCAAACCUGAGUGUCGCCCCCUCCAAGGAGCCUCUGUUCACCCGUAAGCUGGACAUCCUGGAGGUCAUCGAAGGUCGCACGGCCCGCUUCGACUGCAAGGUGAGCGGAUCACCCGCUCCUCGAGUCACAUGGACGCAUUUUGAGACGAGAGUGGAGGAGAGCGAUGACGUUCGCAUCCUUCAAGAGGGGGGUCGUCAUUCGCUCGUCAUCGCCCACGUUAGCGGCGACACGGAAGGCUUCUACACAGCCGUCGCUCAAAACAUUCACGGAAAGUCUGAAUGCACCGCUGAGCUCUACAUGCAAGAGCCUCGAGCUGCCAUCUCCUCUCACUUGGCCAAGCUGGAGAAGAUGCCGUCCAUCCCAGAGGAGCCCGAAGUGCUGGACGGCGAGGUGGAGAAGAGGACCAUGCCGGACUUUGUCAAGCCGCUGGCCGACGCCGAGGUGAUCGACGGCAAAGAGGCGCUGCUGAAAUGCAAAGUGUCUGGCCUGCCCUACCCGACCAUCGCCUGGUACCACAACGGCAAGCGCAUCGAGAGCAGCGAGGAGCGCAAAAUGACCCAGCAGAGAGAUGUCCACAGUAUGCUCAUUCGGAGCGCCUGCCACGCCCACGGGGGCGUCUACAAGGCCGUCAUCUCCAACAAGCAGGGCAAAGCGGCCUGCUAUGCACAUCUAUACGUCACAGAUAUUGUUCCUGACCCCCCGGAUGGUCCUCCAGUGAUAGAAGCCAUCACAGGGAAAACGAUAACGCUCAGCUGGAAGCGACCAAAGAGGCUUGACACUCCCUUUGAUGCCAGCUCCUUGCUGUAUGUGGUCCAGCAGCAGCCUCUGGGCUCGAUCCAGUGGUCCGUCGUGGCGUCCAACCUGAGGGAGACCAACUACACCGUCACCUCCCUGUCCAAAGGGGUCCGCUACGCCUUCAGAAUCCUGACGUCCACCGGGAAGACGCUGAGUAAACCGUCGCCCUCCACUGACUUGGUCCAGCUGCUGGACAGAGGACCCUAUUUAAGGAAAGCCCCGGUCAUUUUGGACAAACCUGAGAUUGUUUAUGUCGUUGAGAACCAACCUGCGAGCAUCACCAUCGCGCUGAACCACGUGCAUGCAGUUGUCACGUGGAAAAGGAGGGGGGUGGUGUUGGUCAACCGACCGGGGAUGCAUGAGAUGAGCAUGCCAGACGACGAUCAACACACCCUGAAGCUCCAGAGGGUCAGGAGCUCGGACGUCGGUCAGCUUGUGGUCACGGCCAGCAACCAGUUUGGCAGCGACCUCUGCACCCUCCAGCUGGCGAUGGCGGUGGCUCCCAAGUUUGAAACCAUCAUGGAGGAUGUGGAUGUUCACAUCGGGGAGACGUCCAGUCUGCUUGUGGUGGUUGAAGGAAAACCAGACCCAGAUAUCCUGUGGUUCAAGGACGACGUUCUCCUCUCCGAGAGCAACCACUUCACAUUCGUGUACGAUGACCCCGAGUACUCCCUCGUCGUCCUCAACGCCCGCCCCGAACACUCCGGAGUGUACACCUGCACUGCCAAGAACCCGGCCGGCUCCAACUCCUGCAAAGCUGAGCUCACGGUUCAUAAAGAGCGAAAGCAAGCGGCCGAGCCAAUGGAGGACGAAGGAUCCAUUCUGAGGAAGAUGAGGCGGUUGACGGAUUACUACGACAUCCACAAGGAGCUCGGGAGGGGGGCUUUCUCCUAUGUGAAGAAGGUGGUUCAGAAGAAAGGAAAGGCCGAGUUUGCUGCUAAGUUCAUUUCUGCGAGCGGGAAGAGGAAAACCUCGGCCCUCAGAGAGAUGGACCUGCUGUCCGAGCUGGACAACGAGAGGAUCGUCUAUUUCCACGACGCCUUCGAGAAGAAGAGUGUGCUGGUCCUCAUCACCGAGCUAUGUCACGAGGAGCUGCUAGAAAGACUGGCCAAAAAAACAACAGUGAAGGAACUGGAGAUCCGCUGGAGCGUCCAGCAGCUUUUAGAAGGCCUCCGUUAUCUUCACCAAAAAGACAUCGCCCACCUAGAUGUCAAGCCGGAAAACAUUUUAAUGGCAAGUCCUGGGAGCGACCUGAUCCGCAUUUGUGACUUUGGCAACGCCGCAAAACUGGAGGCUUCCGAGGAGCACUACUGCAGAUACGGCACGCCAGAAUACGUGGCACCAGAGAUUGUUAACCAAACUCCCGUCUCCACGGCAACGGACAUAUGGCCUGCUGGAGUCAUCACGUACCUCUGCCUGACUGGCGUGUCCCCCUUUGCUGGUGAGAACGACCGAGCGACGGCCUUAAACAUCCGUAACUACAACGUGGCGUUUGAGGAGAGCAUGUUCGCCGACCUCUGCAGAGAAGCCAAGGGAUUCGUCAUCAAGCUUUUGGUGGCGGACCGACUGAGACCGAGCGCCAUCGAGUGCCUUCGUCAUCCCUGGUUCAAGUCGCCAACCAACAAGAGCAUCAGCACAGCUCUGCUGAAGCAAGUUCUGUCUAGAAGACGAUGGCAGCGUUCCCUUAUCAGCUACAAAUCAAAGAUGGUCAUGCGGUCGAUCCCAGAGCUCUUGAAUGAGUCAUCCAACCACGUCUCCAUUGCUGUGGCCCGGCAUUUGAAAGAAGGCUCCCCACCCCCCUCCUCUUCCUCUGACUCCGACGCUGAUGUAGAUGAGCUUCCCUUCAUUCCCAUGCCGCUGUCCAUGGUCUUUUCCGGUUCCAGGGUCUCCCUUAACGAGAUCCCGGGGGAGGAGGAAGUGGACAAGUGGACAAGUGUUGCUGCUGAGGGCACAAGGAAAAGGGACAAUGUGGGGGCGGCAGGUAAGAGGGGAGGGGCUGACGAAGCUCUGAAGAAUGAAGAGGAAACCCCAGUUGAGGAGAAAAUGGAAAAGACGACAGUGGUCCCUCUUGAAAAAGGAACGAGUGUGGAGGCAGACGACACGCAGCCGAAAUCCAGGAGGUCUACGAUGAGACGAGGCAGCUCUGCCGAUUCGGCGCUGCUUCUCCUCAUCGACCCAGAAGAGGGAACCGCCAACAGGGAUCCACAAGACAGCACCAGGAGCCUGAAGAAGGCCGUUUCCAUGGAGCUACCCAAUCGCAGCCCGAGCCCCGGGGCGGCCAAGCUGAGCCAGGAGGAUUACGCCCUCAAACUGGAGCUGAUGAGGCAGCGGCUGCUCAGGGGAGGAAACGUGGACAAAAAGAUGAGCGGCCUGCGGGGGCCCCUGUUCGAGACGCUCGGCAUGGACGACGAGAGGCGGACGGCGUCCCUGGAUCGGAACCUGAGGAGAUCCAGAGCCGCGUCGACGCUCGCCAGAGCCGCGUCCUCGGAGAGCGCCGCGAAGGACACGCCGAAGACCAGAGUAUUUAGUAAAAGCGCCUCGUUCGCUCAGGGGGAUUCGGAGCCCAUGCCCCUGCACCGCAGGUUCGGAGCCCCCUUGGAGAUCCCUUCGGGGGGCAAUGGCGGCGCGGCAGGGGAAAAGCCCCAGGAGGCGAGCUCAAUGUCCGCUAUCGCGGGACAGACACCCGAGUCCGUCUCUCCUUCAAAGAAGAUUUCCUUUGUACUCCCGACGCCAGGGAGGCUGGACCAACAGCAAAAACGGAACGAUGCGAAAGAACGUGAUAUGCAAAGUAUGAAUGAGAAGAACAGGAACGUUACAACGCAGAAAAGAACCAACACCCAGAGCUCUGAGAAGCCCAAUGAAGAAGAAGGUGACUCCAGAUCCCCCUCGGUUAUUACUCCUAUAAUUGUAAUAGAGGAGGAGGAUGAUGAGGAAGAAGAGAAGAAAGAAAAUCAGGAGUUGCACAUUAAUGAAAAGGACAUGAAUGAAGAGAAGGCGCGCACUAGUGAACCCUCCUCUGCGUACGCACGUGUCCUCCAAGCAACAAAUGACACGCGGCCGCCCGAGCACCCGGCGGUGUUUGCCAAGGUGGCGAGCGCCGACCGGCCUCCGUCCUCUGCCUCCACGUCGUCAAACCCCGAGCUCGCCGGCCCCGCCCGCCGACCCGCGCUCAGGACGGACAUCAAGGACAUCGACUCGGAGGAGGUCUUCCAAGCCAGGUUCAAGAAGCGCGAGUCGUCUUUGACCCGCGGCCUCCGAAUACUGACCAGGAACAAGUCGGAGGAGAACUCGCACGCGCCGAGCCGGAAGGCGGGCGAGGGCGGGGAGGAGGUGUACAGGCCGGGGCCGGGGGGGGCGCCCCUUGAGAUGCUCCCCAAAGGACUGCGCGAGAAAUCCAAGUCUGUUCAAGAUUUAAGGGACGAGGAGAGAGAGACCGGCCUCAGGCUGAUCGGGAGGUUCUCCUUGCGGGCCAAGAGGUCCACAUCCGUGGAUAAGAAGGGGGAGAAACCGAAGGAGGGAGAGGCCCGGGAGGCGCAGGAAACCGCUGUGAACAAAAGGGUUUCGUGGGCCAUCGGUCGCAGCAAGUCGCUGGAUCCAAAGGAGCCGAGCGGGCCGCUGGACGAGAAGGAACCAAGGAAAGCCGACGAGUCGUCGGUUUCUGCGAUGAGGCGCAGGUUUGAGUCCAAAGUGGCCGGAAUCUCUGCCAAAAUGAGGACGCAGUCAGAGGACGGGAAGGGGCGAGGCGCCGGGGGGGGGCAGAAGGAGCAGAAGGAUUUGAAGAAAGUCCCCGAUUCCCCGGUGCUGGCGAUGCGGCACAAGUUUGAGAACAAAGUGGCGGGGAUUACGUCCAAGAUCCGCAGUCAGUCCGAGGAGAGAAAGGGGGGUGAGGAGGGAACCGGGACGCCUCAGUUCACCCGCCAUCGCCAUUCCCAGUCCGAGGGGCGGGGGCUCAAGGGGAUGGGCGUCCCCGAGAACCAGCUGGCCAGACAGAGCGGCGGCGGCGGCGCGUCCAAGGAAUCCAUCGAAUCCGCCUGCAGCGCCCACUCCGAAAAAGCCGCAGAGGGCGACAGGCGGUCCCGGUGGGACAGGUGGGGCUUGGCGAGGGGCAAGAGGGACAAAACCCCGUCCCGGCCCGACGUCCCCAAAGAGGAGGGUCUCUCCACCAGCCAGCAGUUCAUCCGCUCGCCUUCGGAUUUCGCCCCCGUGUUCCACAUCAAGCUGAGAGACCACGUGCUGCUGGAGGGGGAGCCGGUCACCCUCAGCUGCCUCCCGGCCGGCAGUCCUCCUCCGGGCAUCGCGUGGACCUUGGACCGCAAGCCGCUGGAGCCGGAGGAGCGCAUCGACCUGAAGUCGCACCCGGACGGCAGGCAGCUUCUCACCAUCCGGAGGUCCAGCCGGAGGGACGCCGGAGUUUACGAGUGCGUGGCGACCAACCCCAUCGCUACUGUCAGCACCUCCUGCACUUUGACCAUAGCCUGUGUCCCAAAACGCCCCGGGACCCCUGAAGUCCCCCAGACCUACAGCAACACUGCCCUGGUGCUGUGGAAGCCAGCAGACACCAAGUCUCCAUGCAGCUACACCCUUGAAAGAAAAACCGAAGGGGAUUCUAAGUGGCUGACCGUAGCCACGGGCGUUGUGGACUGCUACUACAAUGUCACCGACCUGCCAGCAGGGGGCGCGUUCAGGUUCAGAGUCUCCUGCAACAACAAGGCCGGACAGGGGCCGUACAGCGGCUCCUCUGCUCCAGUCAGCCUGGACUCGACAGCGGCUUUGAGCACCGCGGUCCCGGCUCCCCCCGAAACCGCGGCCCCCUCCUCCGUGGCAGCGCCUCCGGUAAAGCCGGUGCAGAACAUUGCUCCCAGCGUGUUCGUCUCCCCCGUCGCCUCCGCCUCUCCAACAGAUGCAGCCUCUCCCACUGCUUCACCUCCGCCCCUUAAGCCUCCACCCUCUCUGCCUUCCUACACCAAACUGCCGCCUGCGGCCCCCCAGGACGCUCCGAAGACAGGCUCCUCCCACCCCCCUUCAGACCCAGUCAAAGCACCUCCACCCUUCGUCCUGCCCAAGCCCCAGAGUCCAGUCAACGUGGUGUCGCCUAUGACCCAGAAUGCAACAGCAUCGCAGCCAUCGGCGACGCCAAUCAAACCAGCAGUGGCCUCCGUGCCCACAUACGCCCCCGCCGCCCGUGGGACCCCGACUCCGGUCUCCUUCUCGCCACCAGUGCUCCAGUCCUCCAGCAUGAGUCCGUUUGGUGACGGGGUCAGCAGCCCCACCCAAAGCGCCGCAUCGGGCCGCGCCGCGCCCUCCGCUGCUCCGCGCCACGCCGUUCCACAGAAGCCGUACACUUUCCUGGACGAGAAAGCCAGAGGUCGCUUUGGAGUCGUCAGAGAGUGUCGUGAGAACGCGACGGGCAAAAUCUACAUGGCGAAGAUAAUCCCUUACAACCAGGAGAACAAGCAGGACGUCCUGAAGGAGUACGAGAUCCUGAAAUCCCUUCACAGCGAGAAGGUCAUGGCUCUGCACGAGGCCUACGUCACGCCGCACUGCUUGGUGCUGGUGGCGGAGUACUGCACCGGCAAAGAGCUGCUGCACAGCCUCAUCGACAGGUUCCGCUACUCUGAGGACGACGUGGUGGCUUACCUGGUCCAGAUCCUCCAGGGGGUGGAGUACCUCCACAACCACCGCGUCCUCCACCUAGACCUCAAGCCCGAUAACAUCAUGGUGACCCACCUCAACGCCGUCAAGAUCGUAGACUUUGGAAGCGCUCAGAGCUUCAACCCCCUCAGCCUCCGAGCGCGGGCCUCGGCCGCGGGGACGCUGGAGUACAUGGCUCCUGAGAUGGUCAAAGGGGAAGUGGUUGGUCCUCCUGCCGAUAUUUGGACCGUUGGCGUCGUCACCUACAUCAUGCUCAGCGGUCGACUGCCCUUUGAAGACAAAGACCCCCUACAAGUGGAAUCCAAGAUCCUGAUGGCAAAGUUUGACCCGUCUAAACUUUACCAAAAUGUGUCCCAAAGUGCCUCCGCCUUUCUCAAGAAGAUGCUGAGCAGUUACCCGUGGGCCCGUCCGACCACGCGAGACUGCUUCACCCAAGCCUGGCUGCAGGACUCGUACCUGAUGAAGCUGAGGAGGCAGACGCUCACCUUCACCUCCGGCCGACUCAAAGAGUUCCUGGUGGAGCGGCAGCGGCGGCGCGCAGAGGACGCCACCGAGCACAGGGUGCCGCUGCGCACCCACCGGAGCUCCCCGGGGGCCCGGAGCUCGCCGCACGUCCCCGGACCCAAAUGAGGCGGUGGUGGCUGUGGGGGGGGGGGGGAAUGCAGCGACGCCCCUCUGGGGGAAAAUGUCCUACGCCGAAAGGAUCCAGAGAUGACAGGAAGCAGAAGGAGGAGACUCGUUGAAUUGAGGAACCUGCUCAGAUGGCCCCUAGUGAGAUCUGAAAGUGCACCUUAAUAUUGGCUUUAGGGAAACAUGGGGCUCCACUCUGCACAUCAGCCCGGGGACAUGUGUCUCAUUCGCUUCUUUCUGUCACCGAAUUAGUAACAACUCAUGUGAAUGUACCAUGGUUUAAGCUGCUAAUUUAUUUUUGCAUUUAAUUACACAUUUUAAAACCAAAAAUAUAUUUUUUUUUUCUUGAAGUUGUUUACUUUUUACAUGUUAAUUUAUUUACAUACGUGAGUGUGUUUGUUUUUGUGUGUGCGUGCGUGGUCAUUUUGAAAUCACUUUUUUCAAAUUCAGAUCGAGUCGGAAAAAGAAAAUUAAAAAUACAAAGUGUCUUUGUGAUUGUGAUUCAAAGAAACUUUUUUAGGGUGAGCUAGGAAUGUUUGGAAAUGUUUCCGUACUGUGGUUGUAAUAAACUAUGAACCGUCUGUAAUGUGGAUUUUACAUCUGACAUGGACAAGUCAUCCACUGGCUAAUUGCUGUGGUUUCUCAGCAUUGCCCGUCAGUUGGUCGCGUUGCUUCGAUCAUGAUCAGAUCAGACCCAGUCAGUGCCUAAAUUGGAUUUAUAUCCAAAGUUCCUGUUGUAAAGGUGUCUCUGGUAGUAGUGGUUCACAAUGGAAUGACAAAUGUUCGACUCCAACAGACUCAUUUAGAUCCUUACAGUACACGCAGUCCUUGUAAUAAUAAAAACUAUUGUGUGUUGCUCUAUCUUAGUGUUCCUUUUUGUAUCAAUUUGAACGUUUGAAGAUUUAUAAAUGUACCAAUUUGCGGUGUUUAUAUGUGGGGAAAAAUUGAAGAUGUUUUUAUGAGAAGGUAUGUAAUAAACUGUUGAUACAAUUGGGAAAAGUUACGUGCUUUGUGAAAUGCAGUUUUGGGCUUGGGUUUCCAAAUGAAUCAUGUGCUUUGAUGGGAUUUUUUUUUUUUUACUUUUAAGAUGUUUGCUGCCAUAAAAAUGUCUCGACACACAAAGUUUGCUGCACAACAAGAGCAUAAACAAUGGUAUUUUAUUUAUUUUAUUAACAAUGGUAUGUCAUGUUUACAAGCAUGCACAAGGACAGAGGCAGCAGUACAAGAUAUAUUGACUUAUUUGUAUAGAUAAUUAAAAGUGCAUGAUUCAAUCCAAAAAAUAAAUGUUUGUUAACUUUCCUGCACCAAACAAUAAUAGCACGGGAAGGAAAACGCACAUCUAUGAGAAAGUAUGACAAAUACAGGAACACAUUGAUACAAAACGUCUUACAAACGAUUUAGACCCAAACUGCACUGAAGCAUUAGUUUCACUUUUAUUUACUGUUAUUCUGCUACUGUAUUUCGGGGGAGAACUAAAUACCCACCGGAGACAGAGGAGGCACUUUAUCCACGGUCCCUGGAUCAGGCGGUUUCAAGGGACCCGAACUGGGCGUUUCUCUGCGGCCACCUCUACUUUAAAAGUUUUCAAUGAUUCUGUCCGAUACACAACAAAUACAAUUGUGCAGACACACAUGUACACACAUGUCCAGGUGUUGCUAAUACGGUGGUAACGUACCGCAGGAGUAACCGUUAGCUGAAGUUAGUUGGUGUUGCUACAUGUAGCCUGUUCGUAAGUUAGAGCGUUUAUUUAAUCGAUUGUAUUGUUGUUGUUGUUUUUUUUAAUGUUUCGUGGACCGAAAUAUUCAACGCUAUCCGCGUAAAUGCACGCGUGUCCGGCGGUAAAUCGGACGUGCUCCGUCGCCAGCCGGCUAGCCGAGUCGUGAGUAACUUUCCUCGGUGCCGCCGUUAGGGACCGCGGUGAAACGCGUCGCCGCCGGGGAGGGCGCGAGGUUGCACGCGGCCUUUCCCCUAGUGCGCCGCUUUAAGGGGAAGCGGGGAGCCUUGAAACCUCCCGUGUUUGUAUCUUGAAGUUGCGAGCGGAGUUGAGCUCCAUGUUGAAUCAAAGUUUCUACCUCCUCGGCGAACGCUUUUUUUGAUUAGAGUUUCACACCUACGACCUUUUU
Molecule: messenger RNA, 11689 nt
Organism: Pungitius pungitius (ninespine stickleback)
Lineage: Eukaryota; Metazoa; Chordata; Actinopteri; Perciformes; Gasterosteidae
Product: striated muscle preferentially expressed protein kinase
Exons: 48
Coding region: 189-9566 (3125 amino acids)
Biological process (GO): protein phosphorylation
Molecular function (GO): ATP binding; protein kinase activity; protein binding
Source: RefSeq, a predicted model, not a curated record